AUGGACGGAGUAGCGGCCGCCCGCGGUCCAGUCAACGGACGCGGCGUCGGAAGUUCCGAAGUCCCGAGUAAGAACCCGGACAAGGAAGGGGACUCUCCACUUCGCGCUCGUCUAGCGGCCUUGGAAAUGGAGCUGGAAGCGCUGAAACGAGAUAAGGCGGAGUCUGAGAUCGGUUCUUCGGCCGGCGGUGGUCAAGACCUGAGUCUUGCGGCCGCUUUGGAGGCGCAGACCCAAGUUCUGAAGGAAGCGCUCGCUGGGCGUGGAAAGGACUCGUCGGUCACAGCAGUGAAAACAGGCAUGAGCCACCGUGAAAUGCUCUUGGCCUUGCGGGCGCGAUGCCGCGGCUCCAGGUUGAAGACAUAUUCAAACAUGUAUCGGGCUGCAUGGAAGGCAGGAGAAGUUCUUUCUGAUCCUGGUGCAGUCUACGAAAGGAUCAAGAGCAAACAUCUGAUGUUCAGUGAAAGCCGCGAAGAGCGUGAAAUCCGUAUUAAUGCCGAACACGCCUCUCUGGUCAAGGGCCGGCUGACGGGCCAUCAAUUUGAGCCAGUGUUUGAAGCUUCGGUGGCAGAGUUAGAGGCGGUCGGGCUUGGAAAGACACCGAGAGAGUUGUUUCUGAGCUAUCUGAUGAAGAUGCCUCCCUCUCUUCAAAAGGAAAUCCGAGCGGACAAGCGCAUCUGGCAGGAAGAAGAUCGGCUUCGUGGCCCACAGACGUGGGAAGAAGCUCACCGAGUUGUCCUGGAGUUCGAGCAACGCGAAGCGACGAACAGGGCUACAGCCAAUGCGGUGUAUGCUGCGUCGUCGUCAGAGCUCUCUGAGAUGACGCCGAACCAGCCAAAGGCUAAGGCGAAGCCUAAGCCAACUCCAGUUGCUGUCACCGCUGGAGAUCCAAGGAAAGAGAGGCUCUGUUGGAAUUUCAGAGAUUACGGUUCUUGCAGCAAGGGUAAAGACUGUCCAUUUUCCCACGACAAGGAUCUGAGGAAGAAGGCUCUGGAAAGUAAAGGUAAAGGGAAGUCAGGGCAGUCCGGAGGACAGGAGUCUUACCCAGCGAAAGGCCAAGGGAAAUCUAAGGGCAAAGGAAAAGGAAAGGGAGGCAAGGGUUCGCCUGCGCCGGAGCAGCAGCCGAAGCCGAAGGAAAAGAGCGAUCGGCCGUGUCCGUUCUUCGCUAAGAACGGGGCGUGCAAGAAGGGCGACGCCUGCGAUAUGUCCCACUCCUUGCCCACAGCGCCUGCUGUUGGCCAAUCGGGGAACAGUAGCGGGUCGGUCCUGGGCUGGAACUCAGGUCCAAGUGGAGCAGGUCUCACCAACCCGUUCGCUGCCUUCACUGUCGUAGCAGUGAAGCCAGGCGAGGAUUCUCCAGGGUCAGCGGUUGCUGCUGCAGUUUUCGCGGCAGGAACGCGAUCCGUCGGAGAAGAUGGCGGAGCCAGCAAAGCGCUGACCUCUUUGGACGAGAUCCUAAAGGCAUGGUGGAAAGUCGUUGAGAAUGAGCGGGGCGGGUAUCAGUACAAAACGGUGACAAAGGUCUUAGACAAGAGAGUGGAGACGUUGCUCGACGGAGGAGCAGGGUCGAACCACGUCACCGAGGAACUUGUAGUGAGCAUCCUGAACCGAGCUGCUGCCCUAGGGUUGAAGCCUGAUGAUUCCCGUUUCCCCAUUAUUCAGUUCGAACAAUGGGUCUAUCCAGAGUACGUGCAUGGGAUCGCGAGCGGAUCACCGGUUCCGUUGAAGGGAUCGGUCGUGCUUCGUGUUCGGUUGCAAGAAGGCAACAGCGUCGAGAAGUCCGUGGACGGCCACGAACUUUUUGUUCGUUGUAAAAUAGCAGCCAAAGGAACAAGUGACUGGCACGGACUGAUUCUCGGCGGGCGUGCUCUCGAUUGCGAGGCGCGCCGCGGUCUCGGUUUCCGCCCAGGUCCUCAGUCGCACAUCUUGGACACUUUGGGAGUGAGGAUCCCCCGGUGCGAAGACUCUUCUGUCGAAAGGAAGGACCGAGCAUACGUGCUGCAGUCGGUUAUCUCUGCUUUUGAUGCAACGCUCCAGGAUGCAGACGAGCCUGGAAGCGGUCGCAGGGCUCCAGUGGUGUUUGCCGGCGAUGAAGAAGUUCAACUUCUGCCCGGCGAGGGCGCUCUGGUUCCGGUUUGUGUGGAAGAAGAUUUCCUUUGUGACGCGUCUCAGUGUCAAGCCGUCCUCCCAAUCGAAGGAAGAAUUGAAGUCGUUCCUGGUCUCUGGGAUACAGGAAGCCGAAAAGGCAUGGUUUUGGUCACGCCUAGGCAGGAAGAAAUCGUCCUUGAGAAAGGGGACCCUGUGGGGGAACUGCGAAACGGCUUGGCUGCAUCGAAAAAGUGCGGCUGUGGUGCUUUGGAUAUGAUUUUCGAAUCUUCGGAAAGGGAAGAGCGUUGCGACCACUGCAGCGGCCCACGUAUGGCGGUUAGAGUGGAGGAAUGCCACGCGUGUGGCCAAAAGGAAGAGAAGGAAGUCGUCCGCCUGCAAGGCUGCAGGUGUGGCUCUAGGAAGCAACCGCGAGACUUGAAAAGCAAGACAAGAGGAUAUGGGUUGCUUGCGGCCGUAGUUGGGGUUGCGGCGUUGUUCUCCGGCGCUCCGGCAAGUUUUGCCUUCACGAGUCGAACAGAGAAGUCAGAUUGCGAGGACCGCUGGGCGACAUUUCCAGGUGGCUGGGUCAGAGUUCAUGAGCAGGUUCGUGAAGACCUCUAUGAGCUCGACAGUGACGGGUUUCCUGGCGAGGUCGCAGCGGUCGGACCACGACGCGUGACCGUCGGUCAUUUUCUGACGGGCGAACCGCUGGAGUGGGAAGAUGAGAGAAACGAUGAUCCGAGGGUCUUUACUUUGGUGCCAGUGCCCUGGAGGAGCACCAUCACAGAGCCAGUGUUUCACAUCGUGGAAGUCCCGGGAGAAAUCGACCGAAUGGCCGAAGAGACCCCGACCGACUUCUACUAUGACAAGCUUCGGGAGUCAAUGGGACAGCGGUAUCCGAAAGCGGACCGUUUUCUGCUCGACCAUCUUGUCUCCUUGGAAGCAUUUUUGGACAAGAGUAUUGUUUUCGGAUUCAGCUACGGCGUGGCUAAAGCAGAGCUGUGCUGUACUGAAGGUAAAUUGCUUGGCCACUUGAUCGGCAGAAACGGGACUGCGCCUGACCCAGAGAGGUCGCAAGCGGUUCGCGAUUUUGCUCCUUUAAAGGAGAAACUCCACAUCCAGCAGUUCUUGGGGUGUACAAAUUGGCUCAGGACGUACCUCCCAGCGGAGUUCGGUCACUGUGCAAAAAUCCUUUCGAAAUACCAAAAGUCAGGAGCGGUCUUUCCGGAAGGCGGCUUGGGAAGCAGCAACACGGAAGGGUGCCAGGCCGUCAAGGCUAUCAAGCAGAUGAUGGCCAAAGCAAUUGAACUCACAGUUUUUGAUGAAGCGGCGGCAAUUGCAGGAGUCUGCCCGCUCGAACAGAUCGCCGACGCAUCAGGGAUUGCAGUCGGUGGAACGGUCUUGCAAAUGUCUCGAGACCUGAGCAGGAUGAAAGUCCUCCUCACUCACUCGCGUAGUUUGACAGCGCCUCAGCAAUCAUGGCCACCGUUAGUGCAAGAGGCCUUCGCCCAAUUGGAGGUGAAGAGACAGACGCGGAAGACUUUCGGAUCGAUCAAGACUUUGUGCUGGACCGACCAUUCGAAUUUGACUCGAGCGCAGCACAUUGAAAUCGGUUCCGAUGUGAAACUUGUACGGUGGGUAGCAGAGAUUCUUGCUGAUGGUUCUGAGAUCCGAUCGCUUAGUGGGCGGAGUGCGAAGCUUGGGGAUAGAUUCUCAAGAAAUCCCAAGGAAAGAGACGCCUUGCUCCAAGGGCGUACUCGGGAUCUUCAAGGGCUUUCAGGCCAUCUGAAAGGGUUUAGUCUGGAAGAAUAUUUGGGCGGGGACACGGAGGAACCGUCCAUUCCUGUUGCGUGGGCGGUAGGCAACGAUGCGGUUCCAGAGGAAGUCUCAGCAGAAGAGGCUCGCGGGAGCGUUUCCGUUUCGGGACGCUCCGCGGAAUUAGGCGACGUUGCAGACCGCGGGAGUGGCCUCGUGUCGAGACACUCCGCGUCUGGCACGGCAGAGAUCGGACGCCUCAGCUCUGACGGAAAGGGUUUGGAGGCUAAAGUCCUAUUUGUUGGGGACUACGUGGAUCACGGACUAAAUGCUGCGGAAGUUGCUCGUUUGCAUUCUUUGUUCAUGAGCGCCAUGCCAGGGUGGAAACUGUCAAUCCAGGCUGUGUAUGGUGCGUUUGAAGAUGACGAUGGGGUUGCGUCUCAUUUGGACGGCGCGACGGCGCAUCUGAAGGGAGAAAAGCAAAUCAAGAGAGCCAGGGUCGACAUUCUAACUUCUUGCGCUACGGUGCUCCGAAGCAUCGGCUACCACAUCCCUGAUUUUGUGGUUGGAAUCGGGCAAGGAGGGUUGAUCGUGGGUCUGCUUCGCUUCCCUCUCCUGGUUGAGGUGACGCUGCAAGCUAGGCUUUGGAAGGUGAGGCCAGACGCUGAGCUACUGCUGGGGGCGUGCCCAGAGCUGCGAAAGAAUUUUCCAAUCGAACCAACCCGUGGUUAUGGAGUGAUCACGCGUGUUCCCAAGGAAGACGAAGUCAGACAAGUGGCCAAUGCUCUGGCUUUGGAUCUCAUCAAGGGUCUUGCAGACCCGCCGCUCUCCAGUUUGGCGCAGGAGCCUGGAAGGGAACACUGGGAGCAUAACGGAAAAUGCGCCUGUGGAAAGCGCACCUAUGCCUUCAGUAGAUGUUCGAGCUGCAUCGAAAAGGAAGCUGCAGAUGACCUGCGCGCAGGGGCUCAGGAAAGAGAAGAAGCUCAGGAAGUUGAGUUGGAUGGAGAAGAGCUGUUCGUGAUCGGGUCGCGCCCGCUUUCUCCUUCGGAGCCGAGAUCGUGCAGUGUCCACAUCAAGCUUGUCCAGGAAUGGGCAACCAGCUGGUUCCGUUUGGAAAUUCCGGACAAGUUUGUGCAGCUCCCUCGCGGACUUGGUAAAGUCGCGGGUAGAAAAUGGAAGGAAGGAGAGCCAUUCUCUCUUCCAAACAUAGGGAACGAAUCCAAAGAAUAUCCUUAUGGGGUUACUUGGAGCGUCCAUCGUGAUGGCACGGUGACGUUGGUUCACAACUGCGCUGAAAUGGGUCGGCUGACUCAGCUCGAGCCGGUAUGGGAGCUGAGUGAGCUGAAUUGGCAUAAUCACAGGAAACUCCUUCAGGAAACCUGCGAGCGAAUUUGGAAAGAGCCGAAGAAAACUCCCUGCUGGAAUCAGAACUUCGGAAGGCUUCUUGUUCUGCUAGGGGAGCCCACGGAGCUCGCGGCUUGGGACGACGGAAAUGGCCCAGACGCUCUGGGGUACAGGAGGCAGUUGCUGAACAAGCGGGUGCUUGUUGCUUUCCAGAAAGAAGGUGACAAGGGAUGGUGGAACGCAGUCUCGCUCGGCAGAAAGAUUCGAGUCGACGAGUCGAUUUCGUCAAAAUUUUGGAUUUUGCCUCAGUGGGAAGGAGCCCGAGAAGACGAAGUCCGGAUUGGAGUCCUUGACGAGGAGCAGGAAGAGGCAGAGCCGUCCAGACAAGAUCUCGCAACUGCCGCCAAGUUGGAAGCGGGCGUCCUUGAGUUUGAAGUCACAGGUUCGCUCAGAAGCGUUUGGUACGACGCUCAAAGGAAAGACGCCGGACUCGCAGGGCACCUCAGAAGGCCAGGGGAUCCGUUCCGCAUAGCGGAAGACGGGCUUCUCGAGAGAAGUGUCUCGCUUGACACUGGCGAAAAGGUUUGGGUAUGCGUCGUACCUUUCGGUUCUAGUGGAAUGCAUGGGCUGACUUGGCGCAGAGCUUGUUUCGAUCAGGUCCACAGUGGCGCCCUAGGCGGCCACAAGUCAGCGGAUCGGACAUACAAGAUGUUGAGUCGCAAGGUCUGGUGGGCAGGGAUGAAGGAAGACAUUCAGAAGUGGACAGAGAAAUGCCUCGUGUGUCUGAAGGCGCGCGGGCGGCCCACCAAGGUCACGGCUCAAGCCUCGCGGUGCCUUGCAGACAGCUGUUGGCAAGAGGUCUCGGUAGACUGUGAAGGGCCGAAUCGUGAGGACAGGUGGGGGUUCAGGUAUACCCUCACCUAUCUGGACUGCUUGUCCCACGCGGUGUUGAUUGAGCCUAUGAAAUCCCUGACCCACUCGGAGGUGAGAAGAGCAUUCUCCAAGUGUUUGUUUCGGUCGCGGACAAUUCCGACCAUGGUGAGAUCAGACCGAGGCACUGAAUUUCGCAAUGCUCUAAUGACGGAAUUUUGUGCUUUGAUGGGUACCAAACAAAAGUUCUCCAUGGGCAUGCGACCUUGUGAGAAUGGAACCAAUGAAAGAAUGCAUCAGGAAGUGCAAAAGACGUUGCACGUGAUCAUUCAGGAGAUUGCUCGAGGUGAGACUGACGAGUGGUCAGAGCUCCUGCCAGUGGCAGAAUUUGUCCUCGACAACACUCCGGGGGCCCACGGGUACACACCGAGAGACCUGGAGCGAUCCUGGUCGUUGGGUCUUGAUUUGGAAAAAGACCUUGUCCGGGACAGCCUGAAGUUCGAGCCAAUCAGCGACUGGGCAAGAAGGCAGUUCAGCCAGUUCGCUUCUUUAGCUCAGAAAGUGAAGAAGCAUUGGGAGAAUUCUUCAGCAGCCAGAGCAAAGCUGGCAAAUCGAUACAGAAGGACGUUAGACCUGAAGGUUGGUGACAGGGUUGUCUGGCAAUCCCCUGUAGCCCGUCCAUCGGGGGCGGGUCGGGUGCCGUGGAAGCGUGGAUUGACCGGGCCUUGGGAAAUUGCCGAGGAGAGAAGGUACAAAAAGGCUUGCCAAGAGAGGGAUAAGUUUCUGGAAACCUCAACAGAUCUGGAAAAAGCAAAGGAGCUCCAAAGGGCCAACCAGAAAAAACAACAGGGUGGGCCCCAAGCAGGCAGCAGUGGGGCUGCACCUUCCAUGGAGAUGAAAGAAAAAAAGAAGGAAGAGGCUGCACCUUGUCAAAAGGAGCAGGAGGCUGCACCUUGUCAAAAGGAGCAGGAGGCUGCACCUUGUCAAAAGGAGCAGGCCAAGCAGCAGGUGGAUGUGAAAGUUGAAAAGAAGAAGGAAGAGGCUGCACCUUGUCAAAAGGAGCAGGAGGCUGCACCUUGUCAAAAGGAGCAGGCCAAGCAGCAGGUGGAUGUGAAAGUGGAAAAAGAAGAAGGAGGAGGCUGCACCUUGUCAAAAGGUUCAGGGCAGAAGCUGCAUUGGGAAGACAGGGCAGCCUUGCAGAAGCUCAAGGACAAGGGCUACUACCUGAUCCUCUUGAGCUACUGUGGUGUGGAAAGGUCAGAAGAGAUCCUGCAGGAUUUGGAUGACCAGGACAUGCUGAAGUAUUUCGACAAAAUCAGGUUCACCUGGAAAAAAUGUGGCAGGCAGGGAAAGGCCACCUACUGCAGGGACAACCACAUUCCAUUCAUCUUUGAUGAUUGCAAAGAGAUUGUGGAAGAGUGCAGUGCCAUGGGUGUCUACCCCUACAGGGUCAACACCAAAAGGCACACCCACACUGCUGGCCAUUGGUACUUCUGCCAGGCAGUUGAGCAGAACUGGGUAUUUCUCUGCCAAGUGGCCUUGACAAAAGGGGAAGCUCAUUCUGAAGAUUGUGUUUUGGUCCCAGCAGAUGUGGAAGACACCCGAGACAAUUCCCGCGAGGAGCUGUUCUUUGAUGAAGGGUCGCCAGAGGAUCCGCCGUCUUUAGGGCAACGUCUGAGAGGCGAAGGAGAGCAAAGAGAAUUCGUCCUUCAACGCCGAGGUAGGCAAUUCGUCUUGCGCAUCGGCGACGUAGUUGCUUACACGAAAGGUCAGAAGAUCUGCCAUUUUGGCCGUGUGACUCAGGUGUCCGUCGAAGAAGCCACUGUUGGGGUCCACAAGUACCGCCCGAUCCUAGGAUCGUUGCGAGUCAAAUGGGUACUCGCCUACUUGAACGAAGAAGGCACUGUGGACGACAAUGGCACACAGCCGGUAAUAGACCAGGUUAAGCUGAAAGAAGUUGUCACCAAGGCCGAUAUUAAUCGAGAUGGGGUCCUUGCUGCGAGUACCAGCCGGAAGUUGGAUAAGGCAGGGUACAAGCUGUUGGAAGAGCGGGCUUCCUUCUUGGAUUUCCGGGAGGAGCCGCCUUCGGCAGCCUCGGUUGACAUGCUGCUUGCAACUUUGUGGGAAGGGUUUCUGGAAGUCUUUGCUGGGCACGCGGGACUCACGUCCGCGGCUCGCCGCGCUGGUGUGAUUACAGGUCCCCCCGUCGAUUCAGCUUAUGAAGCGUACGGCCGCCGGUGGGAUCUUUCGAGACAACUCGACCGGCAGCUAUUAGAUGUCAUCAUCAAUUGGCUUACCCCGCUUUUGGUUCAUUUCGGUCUUCCGUUUGAACAUUACUGCAGAGAAGGAAAAGGAGCAAUUUCAGCCGAAAACGAAGAGUUGCUCUCUUACUGUGUCUCUGUUCUUGCGCGUCGAAAAGAAAGAAAGAGCUAUGGCUCUCUGGAGAAUCCCGUCGGCAGCUCGGUGUUUCAUCGAAGGAGCCUCACUGCUGCCGUAGGCACGUUGGCGAAUCCGACUGAGCCGUGGGCCUUUGUGCGGACGGAUGGCUGCCAAUAUGGUAUGGUGUCUCAGGCGGUUGAUGACGGGUCCCAGGGUACGCCGGUAGAACAGGGGCAGCUUUGGUUGUCCAACUUUGACCUAUCCCCGUGUAGUUUGCGGUGUCGGAAACCAGGUGCUUUAGCUGUUACAGUGCAUCCGCACCGGUCUGUCAGAGGAUCUGUCAAGGUGCCUUUCGACGAUGGAAGAGAGCAUUGGACAAGCGCUGGAAAUAUGAGCGGUAUCUAUCCUACGGCAUUCUGUGAUGCGUACUGGAAGUGCGCCCCUCGCAGAUCGGAUCGCCCAGGCGGAGAAUGGUCUGAGGGGCGAGGGAUCCAAUCUAGCCCAGCGUCGUGCUCCUCUUCCAGCGGGCUGCGUCAAGGUUUUCCUGACGUAGCCGCGGAAUUGGCAGUCCCUGAGAAGGAGAUUAAGGUCGAAGUUCCGCAGGCUGACGUCAACGUCAGUGCGGAGCUGACUGCCCGGGAAAGAGAACGCCUUGAGAAGGAUCUCGCAGAAUACUCGUCUAAGAUGACGAAGUAUUGGGAUGAUCGCGCAAGACAUAAGGAUUGGGAACAGGUCAAAAGCGAUCUUUCCGUCUACCGUUUGAGCGGUCAGGAAGUGACAGAAGAUCCACGUCGAACGUCCGAGUAUAGGAAACAAGUCCUUGAAGGACUGGGGUUCGGAGACGGAGAAGGGAGGAAGUCAAAGCGCACGGGACAGCAUUUCGAAGCCUGUCAAGAAGUCCUGGCGCGAAAGGCGGCGGCUUUCUGGUUGGAAGGAUCCCCGCGCACCACCGUGCGCAACGUCGCCCAUGACACCAUCCCGACGGGACCGCCGGUGUCGCUGCAGCCUCACCAUCUGAAGGGCGAAGCGGCCGCUUGGGUCGAUGAACGCCUUGAGGAGGAGUGUCAGCGGGGCCAGUUGGUCCGCGGCACGUCGGCAUGGGGUAGCCCUCCGUUUCCAACUCGCGAAGCUCCUGCUCAUAAGAGGCACCGGAAAAGAAGACUCGUAGUCGAUUACAGGCGAGUGAACUCCAGGGUUUUGCGGAGUACCUACUAUUGUAGGAAGUCCUCCGACGUGUUGGCGCAGUGCUCCGGAAGCAUCUUUUACAGCUUUGUAGAUGCCGUGUCAGGAUUUAACCAAAUCGCCAACACUCGGCGGGCAAUGGAAGUUCUUGCGAUCGUGGCUCGCUCGGGGAAAUUCCUCCCCAUCUGCCUCACGUUCGGACCAAUCAAUGGACCGGACGACUUUUGUUUUGUUGUCGAUCGAGCCUACGGGCCGGGGCGUGGAAGGAAGCUCCGCUAUACCCGUGAAUGGGUAGCAUACGUCGACGACUUGACGAUUAGAACAGGCAGGUGCAUUGACGAGAGGCUCCUCACCGACGAAGAGCACGAUCAGGAAAUCAAAGAUGCAAUGCGUCACACUCCGGUGACAGUAGGGCAGGCGCCGACUGAAGCCAUGAGAGCUUUAGGAGUCCGACCAGAAGGGCUCAGCGGACAGAAGUCGAAGCACGACGAAAAAGAGUCCGACCACAACCACCCAACCCGUGAGCGGUUCUUGGAGUUGGUUCACCCGAGAACGCCUGGUGUGGGUCUAGUCGGGCGCAACAAGGUGAUCUGUAGGUGUAAAGUAGUAUGUGGGACCGUUUGGUCUAAGGUGGGCCCACAUGGUACUAAGGCGGUAGGUUCACGGAGGUUUCCGCCGCAGCUGUUUGGCUUUGGACGUCGGAGCGGACUGAGGAGGUCGCUCGACGGUUCAACUUAUGCAGCUUUGGGGGCUCGUGCGUUGGACCAUGAAAGCGCAGAAGCUCUUGCGGGACGGGAUUGUGACUCACGACCUGUCCGCGUGACCCAGUCCUGGCUGGCAGCGGGAAUAGUUCGCGCUUCGCGGCUCUUCCGCGCCAUAGCCGGUAAGAAGGCCAAGGGUAGUAGCCACGGUAGAAGUGGUCAGAAAGGAAGCCACAAUGGCAAAGGUUUUAAGUGCAGUCACCCUCGACCGGCGAGAGAUGACUCUUCAGAAGAAGACUGGGGUCAGCCUCAAGAAUCUGAAAGCGCAACUCGCGCAACAGAAGCGUUUCUGAAGGUCAAAAAGGAGCUGAGACUCCGCGGAAAGAGGAAGCGAGGAGGUACGAGGCACAAACGAAAGACUACCAAGAGGAAGCGAGCCGCGGCAGGGCCUGCGUUUCGCGGCUCUCGCGCGGCGCGGCCAAAAAGGAGUAAGAAGGAGGCUGCUAAACGUGGCAGCCUAUGGGCCAGAUCGAGGAAGGGCCGUAACAAGGCGGCCCACGCAGCACGUGGGAACGGGUGGAGCCAAGUGGCAGGGGUGUUCUGCUGCUUUUUGGCCGUCCCAGUGCUGAGGGAGACGGAAGAGAUCGUCGGUGCUGCGUCAGACGCAGUACAAGAAGCCAUUUCGAGCACGUCAGACACGAUCCAGGAAGUGAUCGUUGAGAGUGGCUACCAGUUGAGAGGUGCAGUCGCCGUCUUUGGGAUUGCGAUCCAAGGGUUGUGCAUCUUAGCGGUGUGGUACUUAGGCCACAAGCUAAGGAACUUCUGGUGUCGGUUCUCGCACGGCAACACGGAUCCACGCCUGGUGAACUUCGAUGGAAAUUCAUCAGUCUGGGAGGUCAAGGGGUCUAAGGAGGUUCAUCGAGUGAGAAUCUCUGGAAGUGGAUCUGGAUGUGCUUGCCGAGCCUUCCUGUCGACCGGAAAGUGUGGUCAUCUACGCAUUGCCCAGGAGGCCCACAAGAAGCUGGCGGGUACCAGCUCGGUCGAAGGAGGUUCAAGUUCUGCAUCUUGA
Cladocopium goreaui is the source of this 11385-nucleotide messenger RNA. The record is from the annotation of a GenBank genome assembly. Lineage: Eukaryota; Dinophyceae; Suessiales; Symbiodiniaceae.